Molecule: messenger RNA, 1263 nt
Organism: Dreissena polymorpha
Lineage: Eukaryota; Metazoa; Mollusca; Bivalvia; Myida; Dreissenidae
Exons: 2
Coding region: 1-1263 (420 amino acids)
Source: RefSeq, a predicted model, not a curated record
AUGAUUAAACUCCAAGACAACCAGCUGGCUAGCAUUCAGUUUGUGCAAAGUUCAUAUGAUGAGCAGUUACACACAAUACAGGAAACUCGCAGAGAAAUAAAUGCAGCCUUAGACACAAUUGAACAGAAGACACUGAAGGAAAUGAAAGAUACCUUAACCAAACUGCAAGCCUCCUCGAAAAGUGAUGUUGACAAAUGCAUCCGGCUAAGGGAUGAAUUAAAUCAACUUCGUAACGCCAUACAGGACAUAAGUGAUAAAAGCGGACUCGAAAUAUCCGUCAUAGCCAAAAGGAAAUGCGAGGAUAAAAUAGAACAGUCAAAAACUUUUUUGAAGAACGCUCUUGAGGUUAAAAAUUCAAUAACAUUCAAGCCUAAUGGUGACAUUGUACAGUACUUGUCCAAACUGUCAGGUCUCGGGAAGAUAGAACACAGAUCCGAUACAUUUAUGUUACAAGAUCAUCCAAACAAGGUGUUCUCUGUGCAGGGGAAGUCUGUACAAAAUGUGAAAAUAUCGAGUGAUUCAGAGGAAUGCUGUAUUACAGCCGUCAUAGUUCUCCCAGACGGACAGGUCCUAGUAGCAGACAUGGGUAAUAACAAAAUCAAGCUUCUUGACCAACAGUACCAGGUGGUGAGUCAAUGUAGUGUGACUGACUUACCAUUUGAUAUGUGUCAAAUCACACACAGUGAGGUGGCUGUGACUAAUGAUAAUCUACUUUUCAAACAUGAGGUCCAGUUCAUCACGGUCAAGAACAGGCAGCUGGUGACAGGAAGAAAGCUUCAGUUACAACAUACAUGUAUGUCUAUUGCCUUCCACCAGGGAGACCUGUUUAUUCCUAAUAUGACGGCACUAUACAAGUAUACACUGAGUGGCAAACUUGUCAGCAAGAUGUAUGAGGAUACAUCAGGCUCUUGGACGGUAUGGAAGUGUGCUGUGAGUCCCACAGGGGACAAGUUGUACAUCACUAACAACUCCCAGCACAAGCUUAUCACCCUGGCCAGGAAUGGUUCUGUCCUUGCCACCUUCACUGACCCUGCACUACAAGGCCCACGUGGUGUAUACGUGACACCUGCAGGCCAAGUGUUGGUCUGUGGAUUUUUGUGCGAUGUUAUCUUACAAGUGGAUAGUGAAGGCAGAAGGAAGCUGGCCACUCUUGCUACAAAGGAGGAUGGGGUGGAGUGCCCAAAAUCAGUCUGCUACGACAGACACACUGCCUCUAUCAUUGUGGGAAUUAAUAACAGAAUCCUGGUGUUCAAAGUGCAAUAG